AUGGAUCUAUUUAAUAAGAUUGCAUUUUCCCUUUCCCUUUCCCAUGCAGAUGGCAAACUGAUGUUCAAGCAAGUUCCUCUGCUGGAGAUCGAUGGCAAGAAUCUUAUUGGGAGUGAGUGCGUUCUUCGCUAUGUCUGCAACAAGGCUAAACUACAAGGGAAGUCAGAUGACGACCAAACCAAGAUUGAGAUGCUGUCGAUGGGAGCCAAGGACAUGCUGAAUGCAGGAUUCAGUGGUGCUAAGUUUGAGGCAACGUCGGAGAAGGAAGAAGAGAUGUUGCAGAGUGCAGCCAAGCAGUGCAAGGAUAGGUACCUACCAGUCUUCGAAAAAGUUUUGGGCGAGAAUAAGUCUGGGUUCCUUGUCGGAGAUUCGCUCACCAUGGCUGACCUCAUGUUCUUUGACGGUCUCAGCUUCGUGAACGAGAUCCCCCAGGUCAAGCCGUUGUUAGAUGAAUUUCCAAACUGCAAGGCCUUCAUCGUCCAUUUCUCCAGUCAGCCAGGAAUUAAAGAUUACCUUGCCAGCCCCAGGCGCCACCCUCCUCCCAACGAUGAGUAUGUGCAGGGUGUCCGGAAAGUCCUGAUUCCACCAAGCUCCUAAUGCAUGUUGUGUGCUAGGCAAGUUUGACAAUCACAAUGGAUCCAUCUCAUAUUCACUGCCUUUCAGCAACAAGCAAUCUAUGUUCAGGGUUUCAG
Strongylocentrotus purpuratus (purple sea urchin) is the source of this 692-nucleotide messenger RNA. RefSeq names its product glutathione S-transferase alpha-4. The coding region runs from base 1 to 597 and encodes 198 amino acids. The transcript is spliced from 5 exons. The record is from RefSeq and is a predicted model, not a curated record. NCBI's taxonomy places the organism in Eukaryota, Metazoa, Echinodermata, Echinoidea, Camarodonta, Strongylocentrotidae. Gene Ontology annotation, molecular function: glutathione transferase activity. Gene Ontology annotation, biological process: glutathione metabolic process.